This is a messenger RNA of Ambispora gerdemannii, 133 nucleotides long. NCBI's taxonomy places the organism in Eukaryota, Fungi, Glomeromycota, Glomeromycetes, Archaeosporales, Ambisporaceae. The record is from the annotation of a GenBank genome assembly.
UAAUCACCUGGAAGAUGACAAAUACCAGAACAAUCAAAAAGAUGAAGUACGCGUAAAGGUCGUGAUGAUAAGGAAACGAAAGAUAUCUAGACAAUUGAAGAAACAUCAAGCAAUUGUUACCCAAAUGUCUUAG